Molecule: messenger RNA, 1269 nt
Organism: Ipomoea nil (Japanese morning glory)
Lineage: Eukaryota; Viridiplantae; Streptophyta; Magnoliopsida; Solanales; Convolvulaceae
Product: E3 ubiquitin-protein ligase RING1-like
Exons: 1
Coding region: 164-1036 (290 amino acids)
Biological process (GO): protein ubiquitination
Molecular function (GO): transferase activity
Source: RefSeq, a predicted model, not a curated record
UGAAUUUUAAUAAGUGCAACAAUCUAUAUAAAGUAAUUAAUUAAUUUGAUUACGAAUCAAUAAAAAGAUAAUAUAUAAAAUUUCAGUGCGUGUAACAUUAUCCAAUGUUCUGUAGCGAAACUCCAUUUUAACUCCCAACCGAAACCUCCGUCAUCCACCGUCCAUGGCCGCCGCAGAGCACCGAAAGCUUUUUCCGGUGAAUCAAACCGAACUUAUGGACAUCUUUCCGCCGCCGCCGCCGGCGAGUAAACAUGUUCUGAGCAUCUCUCCUUACAUAAUCAUCGCGGUGGCGUUGCUUGCCAGCUUCUUCCUCCUCCUCGGCUACUACUUGAUCAUCGUCCGGAACUGCUCCGGCUGGCAACGGAGGAGACGCGCCGACUCGCGGCUCGACGGCGAGAAUUUAGACUUCCUCGUGGAAAGCCGCCGUGGCCCGGUGAUCGACCACCCCAUCUGGUAUAUCCGCACCAUCGGGCUUCCGGCGGCGGUGAUCGGUAAGAUAACGGUUCUGAGGUACAGAAACGGCGAGGGUUUGGUCGACGGGACGGAUUGCUCCGUUUGCCUGAACGAGUUUCGCGACGGCGAGAAUCUCCGGCUGCUGCCCAAAUGCAGCCACGCGUUUCACGUCGCGUGCAUCGAUACGUGGCUGAGGGCCCACACCAACUGCCCGCUGUGCCGCGCCGCCAUUGUUUCCGACGUCCCCGCAGCUCCGCCGCCGCUUCCCGCUACCUCACCCGGAAGCGAAGAAAUUCCGGCGGAAAACGGCGCGGAAGGCGACGGAGAAUCCAGCAACGACAACAACAACCAAGUCGGAAGAAAUCAAGAGAACGAAGUGAUCAGAAUUCAAGAAUCCGGCACUGUGUCAGCACUAAGAAGAUCUUCCUCCAUAGACUCUUCAAUGGCUGCAAAUGUUCUGGGAUUGCCGGCGAUCAAGGAUUCAAGAACUCAGAAAAUGGCGAUGAAGAGAUCGGUUUCGUAUGGUGGGAGGUCAUUUUUCUCCGCUCCAAAUCCAACUCCCAAUUCCAUACUCCCUCUGUAACAAUGUUCAAUUCUGGGUAACUCAAAAAUCAAAAGCAACAAACAGGGGCUAUGCAGUUGUAAGCCCGGCCAAAUUAUGGGUUGAUUUUACUUCAGCUCAUAUUAUUUUUUUUUUUAGAUAAUGAGGAAAACUCACAACUUGAUAUGUAUUGAGUAAUUUCGUUCUUGUGUAAUAGUUUAUAAAUCACAUGAAUGAGUUAAUUGAGAGUAUUGCAGAGUUUUGUUUUAUGAUUG